AUGGAUGUUCCCGUCUUUUGUGUUCCGCGAAUCCUUCUCUUACGCAUCCUCCUUCAACUAUUUGUUAUACCUCCCCAUCUGACCGAAGAAAGGAUUGGACAAAAACAAGUCAAUUUUUAUGGAGUUCUUAUGGAUGUCCUGCAGGAAUGUGGGCAUUUGCCAGACAUCAACAAGUUUCUUUACACAUGUCUGCAUAGAACAUUUCUUCAAGCAGAAGAGCCUAUUGUAAACUGGGGCUGGCAUGCUGCUAGAGUAAAAGAUGAAUCAGACUGGAACGAUAUUGACUGGAAAAAACAAAAUGACCAAGAACCUGCAGCUCUUCAUUUCGAGAUUAUGACGAGUAGCGCUAGAUCUUUGAUCGAUCUCGAACUAGCGAGCCCAGCGUUUAAAGUAGAAAAUGACCCUCGAUUUUCGAUCCAGGACAGCCAGGGAAAACAAAUACCUCUGGACUCUGUCUUGGUUGGAACGCUUCAAUAUUUACAAAAAAAUGUAUCACCAGAGGAACGACAAGGAACGGAACACUUGGUUGAAUUGAGAUUGGAACAGUUUUCGAGAGAUCGGUAUGAGUUACAACGGUUCCCGGCUACUCAUUUUGUCCUGAUCGGAGCAUUGAUGAAACAAACGACAACUAUAAUGGGUACAUCCGAUAAAUGGUGUGUGUAUAUGAGAGACUUUAUUGAAGAUAAUGCGGGCACCAAUUGGCGCGUUCUCGAAGAGACUUCGUUAGAAUCUGAUAAUCAAAAGAUUUCUACCGUGCAGGCAUGGGCAGAUAUUCGAGGAGCGUCCAUUAUUACAGAUAAUGGAAGGACUGUAGAACCUUCUGUGUUUGGUCAGACCUAUCGACCAGUUUAUUUGUUUUAUUGCAAUCAAAAGGUGCUUUUGUCCAAUGCAUCUGGUCCACCAUUAAAACAAGAUGGCGUAAUUACCAUGGCCGACUACAGUUUUGAAGAGGAGCAAUACCCAGAACCAUUAGAAUCUGAUAAAGAACAAGAUCUGUGCAAGACCUGCUUUAUUGCUGAGCAUGCACCUGGAAACGACAUAUAUUUCUGUGAUGGCUGUGAUGGCUGUGUUCAUCAAUUAUGCGAGGAUCCACCAAUCGAAGACUUUGAGAAUAAGAUUGAUCCAUGGUACUGUCGAGCCUGUUUGAAAGAAAGAAAUCUACCCCUCCCACGUCCUCCACCGGAUCACAUUCCACAAAAAAGGAAGUUUGAAGGUCCAUAG
This is a messenger RNA of Phycomyces blakesleeanus NRRL 1555(-), 1221 nucleotides long. RefSeq lists its product as hypothetical. Bases 1 to 1221 code for a protein of 406 amino acids. Lineage: Eukaryota; Fungi; Mucoromycota; Mucoromycetes; Mucorales; Phycomycetaceae. The transcript has 4 exons. The record is from RefSeq and is a predicted model, not a curated record.